GCUUCUCAUUGGCCGGCACUAGCGCUUCCGGCCCGCCUUCUGGAAGCCGCCCGCAGGGCCGAUCCGCCGGGUGCAAGCGGGGCUUGCAGUCACAGGGGCGAGUUGGUGGGAGGGCUGUCUCUGCCGGCUCCCCGCUCCUGAGGCUUUGUGACUUCCUGGGUGCGGUGGGGACCUGGGAGCGAUCUUAACAGGCCCCGCAUGUGACAGCGCCCCGCAUGUCAAGGCCAUGAGCGCAUCGACAGGAAGGAGGCCCGAAGCAGCAGGACCCAGGGGUAGAGGGGCUCACAGACCCCGGGAACAGGUGCACGACCCCGCACCCCCGCAGGACCGGGAUGUACAGUUGUCCAAGGCUCUGUCCUACGCCCUGCGCCACGGGGCUCUGAAGCUGGGGCUCCCCAUGGGGGCCGAUGGCUUCGUGCCCCUGGACGCCCUCCUGCAGCGCCCACAGUUCCGAGGCUUCUCUGCGGAAGACGUGCAGCGUGUGGUGGACACCGACGCCAAACAGCGCUUCUCCCUGCGGCCUGGGGACCCCAGCACUGGACCUCUCAUCCGGGCCAAUCAGGGACACUCCCUGCAGGUGCCAGACUUGGAGCUGACCCCCCUGGAGACCCCACAGGCCCUGCCCCCGCAGCUGGUCCAUGGCACAUUCCGGCGGCACUGGCCCUCCAUCAGGCUCAGCGGUCUGUCCUGCCGUGGGAGGACGCACAUUCACCUGGCUGCGGGACUGCCCGGGGACCCGGGUGUCAUCAGCGGCAUGAGGCCAAGCUGCGAAGUGGCUGUGUUCAUUGACGGACCCCUGGCCCUGGCAGAUGGGAUCCCCUUCUUCCGCUCUGCCAAUGGGGUGUUCCUGACUCCAGGGGACGCUGAUGGCUUCCUGCUCCCCAAGUACUUCAAGGAGGCCCUGCAGCUUCGCCCUUCCCGAAAGCCCCUCUCCUUGGCUGGUGAUGAAGAGACGGAAUGUCAGAGCGACCCCAAGCACAGCUCCAGAGGAAGAAAGUCGGUCCAGUAAUAAAAUAUUUAUUUAAGAAAAA
This is a messenger RNA of Erinaceus europaeus (western European hedgehog), 1031 nucleotides long. RefSeq names its product tRNA phosphotransferase 1 (gene TRPT1). Bases 227 to 1009 code for a protein of 260 amino acids. The transcript is spliced from 7 exons. Gene Ontology annotation, biological process: tRNA splicing, via endonucleolytic cleavage and ligation. The record is from RefSeq and is a predicted model, not a curated record. Lineage: Eukaryota; Metazoa; Chordata; Mammalia; Eulipotyphla; Erinaceidae. Gene Ontology annotation, molecular function: tRNA 2'-phosphotransferase activity.